AUGGAUGAUACCUUUGUAACUCCACAAACUAAAGAUGCAAUCGUAAUAUACUUGAGAUCCACUAUGUUUACCAUGCUGUAUCUCGGUGCUUGUUUAGCAUGCACAACUUGGCAAACAAUAGUUUCUGCAAUUAUGGCUUGGAGAUCCGGAAAGUUAAUCCAUUGGGCUGUAUUUGCUGCGAUCUUUCUGUCCUUUUGCUCUAUCGCGGCCAGUCUUAUUAGUCCCAUAUUUUUUCUAGACUGUACAAUGCGCUUCUGGGUGUCGAUUAUUGCCAUUGAUCUUGGAGGAUGCUGUGUUCACACUAUCCUCUUGUACAAGGCUUAUGUUUGCUACCAGAGAAAAUUAUGGGUUAUCAUGAUUGGGUUAAUAAUAAACAUGGGCUAUAUUGCUCUUAUAUGUAUAUACGGUACUUUUGGAAGAACAAAAUCGUCUAUGGAUGUUGCAGGCAAUUGUACCAUAGAAGACAUGCAUUGGCAAGCCUAUGCAAAGCUAGGCUUAGAUCUAGGAAGCAAUUCAUUCUUGUCGCUUGCAUUCCUUUUGAUAAUCUAUCAGCAUUAUCGUCUAUUUGGCAGUUAUUCGCUGAGAACAUUAUUAUCAAAUGGAAUAAUAUUCUUCGUUGGAGUAUUUUUUAGUAACCUGGUUAUAGCCAUUCUUAUUUCUCUUGAAGUAUUUGGGACUCUCUCAGCCAAUCUUUACGCUAUUGAUUGGGCAAUUACAGGCUAUCUCUUAAUAAAACAAUUCAGAAUUGAAAACGUAAAAGACGAACAAGACGAACUUGAAGUGGGAACACAAAUCGGAAAUCAACCUCUGCAAGAAAUCCCCAAUGACAAUUAUUCUAUGGAUGCCUCCCAGGGUAUUCUGACUAUUUCAAGUCCAGGUCCAACAGUCUAUGUUGACUAUGGACAAUCAAACUAUUGUCGAAAUUGUCACACGUCUAUUGACUUUACUAAAUCCCAGUUUUCACACAUUGAAAUCAAAUAA
This is a messenger RNA of Phycomyces blakesleeanus NRRL 1555(-), 981 nucleotides long. RefSeq lists its product as hypothetical. The coding region runs from base 1 to 981 and encodes 326 amino acids. The record is from RefSeq and is a predicted model, not a curated record. The transcript has 6 exons. NCBI's taxonomy places the organism in Eukaryota, Fungi, Mucoromycota, Mucoromycetes, Mucorales, Phycomycetaceae.